Molecule: messenger RNA, 1569 nt
Organism: Vicia villosa (hairy vetch)
Lineage: Eukaryota; Viridiplantae; Streptophyta; Magnoliopsida; Fabales; Fabaceae
Exons: 2
Coding region: 1-1569 (522 amino acids)
Source: RefSeq, a predicted model, not a curated record
AUGCAUGCAAGAAAAUCAACUGGGGGAUCUGUUCCUGAAACCUUUUCUGUUCAAGGUAGAGAGGGUUCUGCUUAUGUUCACAAUGCGAUCGCAGGUAUUGUCACAAGAAUCUUGAAUGAAGGGCACAAGGUUGAUGGGAUAUCUGUUCCUCUAGCCCAGAUGUCUGCCUCUGAGAACAGCAAAGAUGAUCAAGAUGGUCAAGAUGAUGCUAGCAAAGAUCAGGGUGAUGUUGAGACAUCGGUUGAUAACACUGAUGAGAAGAACCCAGGUGCCAAAGAAGUUGAGACAUCUGAAGUUAUUAAUGUUGAAACAUCUGGUACUAAAGAUGCUGAAGUUCUUGAGCCUGAGAAAGCUGAAGAGGUUCAUGUUGCUGCUUCUAAAGAAACCCCUAAUGAAGGUCCUACUGUGCAUGAUGUUGUGAAUCUGGAUGAUCUGGAUGAUUCUAUUGACAUUGCUGAUGAUGAACUCAUCUCUAGCAUCUCUCAUAGAGUCAAGACUCGUAAGGGCAAACAGGCUUGUGAUCAAGAUUUCUCCAAACCUCAGGUUACUCCUCAAAAGAAGGUCACUAUAAAGAAGGUCAAGAAGGUCCUUGCUGAACCUUCAACCACAGGGAGCAAGGCUACUGUGAAGAAGAGGAAGGAAAGAAGUGUUUCUGUCCCAGAAGAUGAUGUCUUAAGUGAUGAAUUUAUUGUGAAUUUGUCUCAAGAUUGUGGUGAUGGAACAACUGAUGAUUUUCAUAAGGUGUAUGUUAGAAGAAAGUGUAUAGAUUUUUCCCCUGCUGUUAUCAACCUAUAUCUAGGUAGAGAUGCUGAGGCUCAACCUGAGCUUGAAGUGACUGAUAAUGAGGUUUGCAAGGUUAUCACUGGUGGUAAGGUUAAGAAGUGGCCCAUAAAGAGCAAACUGUCUGCUAGUUCUCUUAAUGUCAGGUAUGCAUUGCUGCACAAAAUUGGUGCUGCUAACUGGGUGCCUACCAAUCACACUUCCACCAUUGCUGUUGGCCUAGGAAGAUUCAUAUAUGCUGUGGGAACCGAGACAAAAUUUGACUAUGGGACCUACAUAUUUGAUCAAACUAUGAGGCAUGUUGGUACCUCUGCUACCAAGCUUCCCAUUGCUUUCCCAUCUCUGAUAUGUGGAAUAAUCCUCAAGCAACACCCUGGAAUUCUGAAAAGUAAAGAUUUUGUAUGUAAGAGGGAGAGUGCUUUGUCUUUUCACUACAAGCUGCUGCAGAGGUCUGAUGACAAGACAUCUGCUGGGACAUCACAACCCAGCAAAUCUGUGAACAAAGCUCUUCUUAUUGCUGAGCUAAAAGAGACUUGUCAAGAGUUGGACAACAGGAAGCUGAAACUUGAAAAUCUCAUCCACAGUCUUGAGCAGUCUACAGAUGAUGAUCUUGCUGGUGAAAAGGGUGGUGACAAUAUGGAUGAAGACAAAGAGGCUGAGGAAGAAGCUGAGGAAGAGGCUGAGGGUGCUGAGAGUGGGAGUAGUGAUGCUGCUGAAUGGACUAGUAGCUCAAGUGAUGACAAUCCUGGUGGCUCUAGUGAUGAAGACAGUGAUGGGUCUGAUCAUUAG